AUAAUGGCUGCAGAUUCAGAGAUGACUAACGGAGGAGAGAAUAUCCUCAGUGAAAGUGACGACGAUAUUCUCAGCCCUGAUGACCUGUCGGAAGUGUUGGCGGCUGGAACCAAGGAGUCUCAUGACAAAGCCGAGAACUCUCCAUUUGUCAAGGACUUCCUUAGGGGAAGAAUCAAACGAGAACUUUUUAAACUCGGCACAGCUGCCCUGUACUAUGUUUAUUCAGCCAUCGAGGAAGAGAUUGAGAAGAACAAGGACCACCCCAUGUUUGCGGCUCUAUAUUUCCCCUCUGAGCUGCACAGGCGAGACGCUUUGGCCAAAGACCUUGAAUAUCUCUACGGUGAAGACUGGGAGAGCAAGAUCUCCUGCUCGGCAGCCACACAGCCCUACGUAGACCGCAUUCAAGUGGUAGGUUGCAAAGACCCGGUUCUGCUGGUGGCACACGCCUGGACCCGCUACAUGGGUGACCUGUCAGGUGGACAGAUUCUAAAGAAAGUAGCCCAGCGGGCACUGAAACUGCCCCCAACUGGUGAGGGAUUGAACUUCUACCAUUUCGAGGGCAUCCACAACCCGACAGCCUUCAAGAGACUUUACCGUAGCCGCAUGAAUGAGCUGGAAGUGGAUGCUGAGACCAAAGAGAGGCUGCUGGAUGAGGCCAACCUGGCAUUCAAAUUUAAUUUGGACGUGUUCACGGAGUUGCAGGAGAUUGGAAAAAACAUUAACGAGGAGUUGCAGGACAUUGGGUUCCCUGCACAUGGGGAUAUGGGAGGAGACAUUAGUAAAUGUCCCUACUAUGCAGCCAAAAUGGCGGUGAGUGGCAACACAAUGCACGCAUGCCAGUUUGCAAAAAUGCUGCUUCGCCAACCCACAGUACAGGUGGUGCUGGCCACAUGGGUUGCUGCUAUUGCUGGAUUGGCUGCCUGGUACCUCAUGUGAUCACUUUGAACUGAGUCAACCAAACAGAAAGAAGAUAAAGAAACAUCUGGACUUCAAAGUAAAAAUUCUCCAUUCAGUCACCCAACUGUGAUUUGUGUCGACAUUGUGGAGAUGUUGCUGUGUAGCAUAUUAAAGAGUAUAUAAACUAGACCAUCGAUCUACACUAUACUCCCAAAUUUGACCAAUUUUUACGCAGCUCUCCAGUUGUUGUAUAUCAGCAGUUCUGAGAGUUGAGAGAAAAGUUGAGUAGGUCAGAAGUGUACACCUUAAAAGGAAUGCAAAAAGGGUGCACAAGCUGCAAAGUGUAACAUUUUUGAUGCAAAAAAAUGUGUAUGUUUAAAAUGUAAAUUGCAGUCACUUUAGAACAAAAAGUAAUAAAGUCAUUUAAA
Messenger RNA from Myxocyprinus asiaticus (Chinese sucker), 1325 nucleotides. RefSeq names its product heme oxygenase 2-like. Gene Ontology annotation, molecular function: heme binding; heme oxygenase (decyclizing) activity. The transcript has 5 exons. The coding region runs from base 4 to 936 and encodes 310 amino acids. Gene Ontology annotation, biological process: response to oxidative stress; heme catabolic process; heme oxidation. NCBI's taxonomy places the organism in Eukaryota, Metazoa, Chordata, Actinopteri, Cypriniformes, Catostomidae. The record is from RefSeq and is a predicted model, not a curated record.